Oncorhynchus gorbuscha (pink salmon) is the source of this 6136-nucleotide messenger RNA. RefSeq names its product KN motif and ankyrin repeat domain-containing protein 1-like. The record is from RefSeq and is a predicted model, not a curated record. NCBI's taxonomy places the organism in Eukaryota, Metazoa, Chordata, Actinopteri, Salmoniformes, Salmonidae. Gene Ontology annotation, biological process: negative regulation of actin filament polymerization. Gene Ontology annotation, molecular function: protein binding. The coding region runs from base 310 to 4347 and encodes 1345 amino acids. The transcript has 13 exons. Gene Ontology annotation, cellular component: cytoskeleton; cytoplasm.
GGGCAGUGAAAGGGCCGGUGGGAUAGUGAAACAUUGGAUCCGACAGAAUAAACGAGUGGCGCACCAAAAUGAAGGCCAAAGGAAGUGAAAUUGGAUGAAAAGUAAAUUAUGUAGCGUCAAUGUUCACGAGAAGUUGUAAAACGAGUUGUAUGCACGAUUUUUUUUUAUUUUAUUUUUUACUUUAAACACUUAUUCAACAAUGGCAUGCUAAACGUUUGCACAACUCUCUGAUCCAGAUGCACAUUAGGCCUUGAGCUGGACUUCACACAUGGAUGGACCAUUUCUUUGCCAUAAGGAUCAACUGUACCAAUGGCUCAAGACACACACAUUUACAGAAAUGGCCAAGGUAACAGGGGAAGGUCAGUCAGUGCUACUGAGGAGACCACCCACUACUAUCUGGAGACGCCUUACGGAUACCAGCUGGACCUGGACUUCCUCAAGUACGUGGACGACAUUCAGAACGGCUCCACCAUUAAUAGGCUGAGUAAGAAGCCCCCCAGGGCGACCAACAGCAGGGCAGAAGCGCAAAGUGGCACCACACCCAGCCAAUCAUGGACCUCAUCGGAAUCCCUGUCCUCGGCGAGUAGUGGUGACACGCGGGUGAGUCAGUCUGCCAUGUCGACCGGUAACCGAGGGAGACCCCCUCUUCCUCCACCCCACAGUGCCUCUACCACCAGCAACACCACCCCGUCUAGUCAGGAGGGGUCCUCCGUCCCUCUGAAACCCCAAGAGGGGAAACCUGCCCCGGCUGUCCGCUCCCUGAACACCCCCAGGUUCAACCCUCUAGUGGAGAAGACCCUGGUGGAGACCCGUAGGCGCUUAGAGCUGGAGAAAACCUCCAACACCACCCCAGCCCAGCCCCACCCUGAGCCCCAUCCCCGCCGGCGCCUAGCCAGCUUCGGGGGAGUGGGCUCCAGUGGCUCCCUGUCCACCUUCACCGGCUGGGGUUCCUACAACCAGAACAACAGCGGAAAUGUCAACAAGCCUCAUGCUGAAGGUGAGCUUUCCCUGCCCCUAUCCCUCCACCACGGCUCUUCCUUGGGCAGUGGAGGGUCCCUGAGACCCAGCCCCCAGAGCUCUGGCAGGGAUACCCCAGUCACGGGCCUCAGCCCCCUGCACCUGCAGCAUGUCAGGGACCAGAUGGUGAUGGCCAUCCAGAGGCUGAAGGAGCUGGAGGAACAGGUGAGGAGCAUCCCUGUUCUACAGGUGAAGAUCUCUGUCCUCCAGGAGGAGAAGAGACAGCUGGUCUCUCGGAUGAAGAACCAGGACCAAGAAGAGCUGAGUGACAUGUUCCGGAAGAGAGCCCACAGCACGGGCAGCGCCGGUCGGUUCCGGUUUGGGAAGGGCUCUGAACUUCUAGGGAAACCUGAAGAUGGGCUGGAGAACAAGGCAGAGCACAACAGUACCUCCUCUGGCCUGAAGGAGUUCCAGCAGCUGACUGCUGAGAUGGAGGCUUUGGAGAGGACCAUCAAGGGUGGUCGCUUGCAAGCACGGCAUGGCCUCAACCAGAACACAUUACGCAGCAACUGCAGAGCUCACAAAUCAGUAGACAUCGGCAUUGAUGAAGACUUGGAUGCCAUCUUAGAUGUCAGUUCCUCAAAACAACACGGGGACAUCGCCAUGAAGACCAAGCCCACAGACACACGAUGCAUAGCAACGGGUGUAACUGAGGCCCACCUCGUUGUCACCGUGGAUAAGGGGUCGGAGCUAGAUGCCCAGCAGAGAAUCAUAGAAGCCCUGAAGGAGAGGGUGUGUCAGUUGGAGGCAGAGGUAAAGGAGUCCACCCUGCAGACGGAGAUGGGCAGGCUGAAGCUGGAGCUACAGGCUGCUGGGGCCAGGAACAAGGCUGAUAAAGGCUCCACCGCCAGGCCAUCCACCCACAGCACCUCCACAGCCACGGAGGCCCCGGAGGCCAGGCCCAAGGCCCAGACCAGGAGCCUGGGGGUGGGCAACCACACAGAGGUCCAGGACGCCUCCGCUGGAGGUAGGAUGGAGGUGGAGGGGUGGGGCUGUAGUGUUGGAGUGUCCUGUAGGCCGGAGCUGAAGAGCGUGAGCUCAGGACCAGAGGUACCGAUGACUUGGUGGGUGGUCAGAGAGAGAGUGGAGACCCAGGACCAAUGUGUUGGGAGACAGGUGGUGAUGGUCACCCAAGGUGUGGGGACAGGGGUGAGGGUGUAUGAGGCAGGUGUCAACACAGAUCUGACCAUGGAGAGUUUGGCUGCAGCGAGAAGAAGGGGGAUGGGGGAGUGUCAGUUGGUGUCGGUGGGGAGCGGGGACUGUACGGUCGACGACGUGAUGAGUGCUGUAAAGGAGGUCGGCAUGGCAACCGACCCUCCAGUCAGAGGGGUGGAUUCAGGUGUCAUGGUGUCACCUCAGACGGUCUCCCAGCGCACCAACACAUCACCAACCUUCAGCUCGGUCUCCCGUUUCACAAACACCUGCCGCUUGUUCAACACCACCUCCAGCACAAACACCGUGCUCAACACCCAGGAGAAACACACCAACACUGUGCACACCAUCACCCGGAACAUCGCUGUUGGCAACAGCAGGGUCUCAGAGCUAAUCCAGACCGUUGCUAAGACCCGCUCCGUUGGCAUUGGAACGACCGUGCCAUGGGGAGGAAACUCAGAACAACCAACCCAAACCAAUGCGGCCGUCACCAAGGCAACGACCAGAGACGCUGGGGUCGGGAUGACUAACGUGAACGACAACUUCCUGGUUGGACUGAAAACCCGGAACAUCGCCUGUGGUCCUUCGUGUCUCCCCGACCCCACCAAGACCAGGAGUAUUGGGAUUGGGGUGGGUGAGGGGCGCAUACGGGAUCUUGCAGGACCACCAUCACUGACACAGACAUCCCAUUCUCACCAGGCCCAGGGCCAAUCCCAGUUAGAGCCUGGUCUGGACCACUACAUAGAGAAGAUGCAGUGUCUGCUGAGGGAGCAGCAGGGCCUGCUGACUGAGAGCUACAGUGAACUGGGAGAGGUGUUCAUCCAGCCGGCGUCAGACAACACCACCCUCAUCAUGUCACCCGUCAACUCUGCCAUGAUACAGGGAGGCACGGAGGACAGGCCAAUACCCUCACAAUCCACAGAUUGUGUACAGUUUCAGUCCAUCGCAGGGCCCGGCCAGUUCACUAACACCUCACCUAAGAGAAACACAGAAAGGUCAGGGGUCAGCCAGCAUGUCACUAAGGAGUCAGAGGUCAAGCAAAAGAUACUACGCAUAGAACACCAAACGUCCUCUGCAUUGCACGGUCAGCCCACGACCGCCAACAUGUUGAGGUCCAUCAUGAAGAAACAAGAUGGUGACCGAGGCUACACUGGAACCAGAAAGAGCCUGAAGUUUGUGGGCAUGACCACAGGGUGUGAGUCCAUGUCAACUAGUGAACCAUCCAGCUCUGAAGAAGAAGAGAAGAACGGGAACGAGAGGUGGAGGGAGGUCUGUGGCCUCCAGGAUCGGAGCCGAACGGGCGGGAACAAAGGGGUGGCCAACAGAGAAUGUAGUGGCCAUGGGAGGACGGAGAUACAGGAGAGUUUUCAGUUGAGUGAGAAGAUGUUGUCUGCUUGCCAUGCGCUGAAGACCCAUCUGAGUGACGACCAGAUUUUAUCCAGCAGAGAACUGCGGUCCUGCCUGAACAUGCUGCAGCACGAGUGGUUCCGUGUGUCCAGUCAGAAGUCAGCUGCUCCGGCUGUGGUGGGGGACUAUUUAACGGCGUUCCGGUCAGUUUCUCCAGCCGUGCAGAGACACGUAGCCAACUUGGCAGACGGUAACGGUAACACAGCACUCCACUACAGCGUGUCCCACUCCAACUUCACCGUCGUAAAGAGGAUGCUGCUGGCAGAUGUGUGUAACGUGAACAAGCAGAACAAGGCAGGAUAUACCCCCAUCAUGCUGGCUGCCCUGGCUGCUGUGGAGGCCCCAGAGGACAUGGAGGUGGUGGAGGAGCUCUUCAUUAAAGGAGAUGUUAAUGCCAAGGCCAGCCAGGCUGGUCAGACAGCCCUGAUGCUGGCAGUGAGCCACGGCAGGAUGGACAUGGUGCGGGCCCUGCUGGCCAAGGGGGCAGAGGUCAACCUUCAGGAUGAUGAGGGCUCUACAGCUCUAAUGUGUGCCAGCGAACACGGCCACGCUGAGAUAGUCAGGCUGCUGCUGGCCAAGCCAGGCUGUAACGCCACCCUGAGUGACAGCGAUGAGAGCACGGCCCUGUCCAUAGCUCUUGAGGCUGGACAUAAAGACAUAGCAGUGCUGCUCUAUGCCCAUGUCAACUUCUCCAAAUGCCAGGCCGGGGGAACCCCUCGUCUUGGUAGAAAUACACCCCCCAGUUCCGCUGGAAGAGCCGUCUUUGAAUGAAACUACUCGCAAGCCCCUCAAACCUCCACCCUUGCUGCUACACAUAGACGUAUGCUUAGUGUAUGGAAUCAUUUGUGAAGGUUCUAUGUGGCCCUUUAUAUAGGGUUUAUGAAGGCUUCAAAGUUUGUUUUAAAGAUGAUGCCCUCAUAUCCAAGCACUCAACAAGCGAUCUGAGACCACAAUUGUAAAUGUUAGCCUAAUGAAACGAACGAAUGAUGUAGCCUAUAUGGACGGCCUCUUCUCUUGUCCAGGUUGACAGCCUGAAACUUAGAGGUUGCUAGGCAAAUCACUCUCCUACAGUAAUUAUAUCCCCACGACCCGUGGCCUUUCUGUGUAGUUUAAUUUCUGACAUUUUAGUCUCUAGAUUGAAUACAUUGCAUAUACAUGCAGAUAAUUUCUUUCUAUGCCCUCAAUCAUCAAUAUAUUUGCAUAUAUUUUCUAUGUCAUUGUAUAUAUCAUAUAUUUAAGCCCAUUGGAAGUACAGUUAUACAUUUACAAUUAGUAUAUUAGUGUUAAAUGUUUCAUUGUUAGUAUAAUGCUCUGUGCCUUAUGCUUUUAAAUAAUACAAUAAACUGAAGUACCUCAAUAUCUUCCAUGUGAUUUUGACCCUUUCUAAAUAAACAACAGGAAAGAUAGUUGAUAUUUGUACCUGGUGCCACCUGCUGGGACUUUCUGGUUGAACAGCUUCAGAACAUCACUGUGUGAGAAACAGAACUAUGUAAUGUUUCCUCCUGGUGGUGCUGUGGUGAAUGGUUAUGAUAUAACGCAACAGGAAAAUAUUUCUACAUUGUUAAAAACCAACACAUACCGCUGAUGCCGGGGAGUAUCAGGUGAAUUCUACAUGCCGGAAAGGUUUACUUUUUGCAAUACAAAAGCCUUCUCAAAUUCUGCUUCCUUUGUCCUAGAGAGGCUGCAUAUUUUAUUAUCUUCUGUUUGCUCUUCUGUUCACCGUGGUCCGAGGGCGAGGAAGUAGUGCUAGCAACAGGAUUCAUUUGUGAAUGUCAUCACAGUAUUUCUCUGACUCACUCAGUAGGGCCUCACAGAAGUUUUCCAAUAGUUACAGCAGUAUUGUCUGCAACAAACCAUUCAUCUGGGGACCUCACCUCUAAAUGGUCAUUGUCUGGUUCGUUUCAUUUCCUUCAGAAGCUAACAGAGAGCGAGGGCAACUCUGAUUGUAGAAAUUUUACUUGAGGUAAGAGGAUGCAAGUCUAACUUUAGCGCAAACCCCAUCUCCCUCCCUCCCACCUGCAGAAUUGACAGCCUGCCCCCAUUAGAACUUAUGUUCUGUUCUUAAUGUUCUCCAAAUGCUGAGAAAUGUGUCUGAGUAUUUGGAAGCGAGUGAAGGUGAUUAGCAGUUUCCCCUCAUUAAAACUGAGGGAUUAAAUGAGAUGAAGCAGAUACCUCCGCCCAUUCAUCUCCAUCCUAGGAUGUGUCCCAAAUGGCACCCUAUUCCCUUUAGAGUAGGAAACUAUAUAGCCCAUAGCUUUCUGGUCAAAAGAAGUGCACUACAUUUGUGUGUGUGUGUUUGAGCGAGCGUGCUUGAGCAUGUCCCUCAAUUCCAUCUUCACAUUCAUAUGCACAAACACAUACCGACACAAACACACACUUGUACACUAAUCAUAUGCUGUUGCUACUGUUCUUUAUUGUACCACUGUUAUUAUAUUCUGAUGCCUAGUCACUUUACCCUGUCUUCAUGUACAUAGUGCCUUCAGUGAGUAUUCACACCUUUUGCCACAUUUUGACUUUUGCCACAUUUUGUGUUAUAAAGUGGGACUAAAAUGGAUUUAAU